Neoarius graeffei (lesser salmon catfish) is the source of this 3185-nucleotide messenger RNA. RefSeq names its product TRPM8 channel-associated factor homolog. The record is from RefSeq and is a predicted model, not a curated record. NCBI's taxonomy places the organism in Eukaryota, Metazoa, Chordata, Actinopteri, Siluriformes, Ariidae. The transcript is spliced from 8 exons. Bases 250 to 3000 code for a protein of 916 amino acids.
CGGCUCCCUGAUGCCCGCAAACUAUCUCACGGAAUCUAGAGCAAGCGAGCAAUCUUUAUCCCGAACCUAUCGACCAGUCAGUGAGUGCAUAGAGCAUGAAUAAGAGCAGCAGCUGCUCCAGCUGUUUUCUGGAACCCAGGAAAUUAAUGCAUGCAGCACUACAACUUCAGAAGACCUAAUCUUUAUUGAGUACAUCAGGCCAGAAAUACCAAAGAUUAACCAUUCUCCAAAAAAUUAAAUUGAAGCGCAAUGGCACAAGAGUUGGACUACCGCGCUCUUAUGAAUGGGAUUCAGGAGCUUGAUUUCCAGGCAAAUGCAGUGCCAAGUGACCUUGUGCUAAUAGGCAACCAAGCCUUCCCGCUCAGCAUGAAUCCAAGAGGUCAGGUCCUUAUGGCUGCAUCUCGCUAUGGCCGGGGACGUAUAGUAGUGUUGGGACAUGAGGGGUAUUUAACACGUUUCCCAGUCCUGGUAGAAAAUGCCUUGAAAUGGCUUAUGCCAUCUGAGUCUGAAAGCAAAACUAUAGGCAUUCAAAAGAGUUACAGUUCCCUUGCAGAAAAUUUAUCUGACUGCACUCUGAAAACCAAGGUAGGAGAUUUCCAAAAUGCUGGUUUAGCAGUCUAUGUCACCAAUGCCUACAGUGUCGAUUCAUGUGCCAAAGAGUUAAUAGCCUUCCUUAAAUCUGGGGGAGGCUUGCUCAUUGCUGGUCAAGCUUGGCACUGGGCUCAGACCCAUCCAGGAGAGAAUACAUUACUCUGCUUCCCCGGCAACAAAGUGUGCAGUGUGGCAGGAAUCUAUUUCUCACAUCUUCCAGGGGAACGUGGCAAAUUUCCUGUUCCCAUGGAAAUUCCCUCGAGCUGGCUGGCAGUGUCGAUUGGUAAGGACUUCAAAGAUGACCUAAAGUUCCUACUCCAAGGUGUUUCUGAGUUUGAUAUUCGAGGUGGGGCUUUAGCUUCUGAAGUGUUGACACAUGGACCCUUAGCCUUUCCUAUUGCAUGUGACCCAUCUGGGAGAGCAUUCAUUGCUGGGGCCUACUAUGGACAAGGGAGAAUAAUUGUGGCCACCCACGAAAGCUACCUUGGUCGUGAUUCGCUGUCUACCUUCUUGAUCAAUGCUAUCCGCUGGCUUGAUGAAGACCGCAAAGGGGUUAUCGGAAUCGUGCCCCAACUUAAAGAUGCCCAUCGUGUUCUGAGCAAUUCAGGACUAAAUUGUCAAUUCACUGGAUUUAGAAAAGACCUAAGUGUCUUUGUCUGUACCUCCUACGAUGAUUCUCAAUGUCAGCAGAUCCAGGAGUUUGUUGCUGAGGGUGGAGGACUCAUGAUAGGAGGUCAUGCUUGGUACUGGGCACAGUCCAACCCUCAGCGCAAUGUGAUGACUGAUUGCCCAGGAAAUCAUAUCCUCAUUAAAAUGGGACUGUCUCUCAUGGGUAAUAUCUUGGAAGGUGGCUUGUAUAAAGCCCAGCAAAUAACUGAAGAUGGAGACAGAAGAACAGAGGCAUACCAUUUCCGUGACUUGCUGCGGCGCUUUGCUUGCCAUGUCAUCCAGGGCCAAGAUUUUACUAAACAUGAACAGGAAUAUCUGCAGAAGCUGAGAAAUGAUUGCACAAAUUAUCUGCGCAUGCAGGAUCAUGACAGUGCUUCCUAUACUUCAAUGGUUGCACUGCUCACAGAUAUGGUGAAAAAGGCAGGCGUUCCACAAGUGUGCCAAACAUGUCCUGUUAAAAGUACCAAAGAUAAACUACUGCUUAAUGUGGGAAGUGAGGUGUACAGGGUGUGCAAAGAUCCUGAUGCACUUUUGCCAUUCAUCAUCAACAACAUACCCAACCUACCUACGGUAUCCAAUGCAAGAGUCCGGAUCAGUGCAAACACAUCUGAUUGUGAAGAAUGGAUAAGCACAGGUCUGUAUCUCUCUCCUGGAAUGAGGACUUACGUUGCAGUACCUGAAGAAAUCAAAGGCAAAGGUUGGCAGCUGCAGAUUGGAUGUCAGACAGAUUUCUUGGGCGAUGCAGAUGUUCUGAAACGCGCUUCUGUGGUGCACGAGCGAAUUGCUUUGGAGAGUGAGAUGCUGUCGGUCUGUAAUUUGUGGGGAGGCCUCAUAUACAUAAUUGCACCAUGCAAGAGCAAAGUGGAUGAGGUGGAGGUUGUUGUACAAACAGCCAUAAAAGCCCCAUACUACAAGUUUGGACAAACCAGUGUAGCAGACUGGGUGAAGGAGAUCCGUAAUGCACCAGCUCCUUGGGCAGAACUGGAGUUUGAGAAUGUAAUCAUUACCUUACACUCAGACUUCAUACGUAAACUGGACCGACCUGAUGAGGUGGCGGCUCUCUGGAAUUCCAUAAUGAAGGGUGUGGCUGACUUAGCCUCAAAACCUGCCAAGUUUCCACGCAAGGAACGUUUUGUCGCUGAUGUUCAGAUCUCUUGUGGUUUUAUGCAUGCCGGCUACCCGGUAAUGAUUCACUCCUCCUCUGCCCCAGAACUCAUGAACCCAGAGACAGCUCGAACACAGGGUAUUUGGGGGGCCAUUCAUGAAUUGGGCCAUAAUCAGCAGCGCUCUGUGUGGGAGUUCCCUCCACAUACCACUGAGUGCACCUGUAACCUGUGGUCGGUGUAUGUGCAUGAGGAGGUGCUGGGGGUGAACAGGGCCAAGGCUCAUGAUAACAUGUCUCCAGAAAACAGAAAGAAACGAAUUGAGAAUUAUGCUAAGGGAGGCAGGAAGCUGCAGGACUGGAGUGUCUGGACAGCCCUGGAGACAUACAUACAGCUGCAAGAACGUUUUGGCUGGGAUGCUUUUAAGAAAGUCUUUGCAGCUUAUCACAGCAUCAGUAAAGUCCCAGAAGACCAAGAUGGAAAGAUGAACUUGUAUGCUGAAACAUUCUCAAAGGUGGUGAACAUGAAUCUGGCUUCUUUCUUCAAAGCCUGGGGUUGGCCUAUUCAGCCCUGCACUGAGGAAAAGCUCAGCAGUCUGCCUCAGUGGAGUGACCAUCCCAUGGCCCAGUAUGCUUGAUUCCCCAAUCCCCCAGUGUUUGAUGUCCCAGGCCCAUAAUGCCCUUUGUUUGCCUAAUACUGAAAGCUUGGUGUGAUUUUCUUUUGGGUGAUUUUCUUUCUCUGCAUGUUUUAAAUUUACUUUAUUCUAUUUUAUUCUGCUGUUUUUUUUUUCUUCUUUUUCUUUGUGGCAUUUUAUUAUUUUAU